Molecule: messenger RNA, 735 nt
Organism: Vespula vulgaris
Lineage: Eukaryota; Metazoa; Arthropoda; Insecta; Hymenoptera; Vespidae
Gene: Vkor
Product: vitamin K epoxide reductase complex subunit 1-like protein 1
Exons: 3
Coding region: 238-735 (165 amino acids)
Biological process (GO): vitamin K metabolic process; peptidyl-glutamic acid carboxylation
Molecular function (GO): vitamin-K-epoxide reductase (warfarin-sensitive) activity
Source: RefSeq, a predicted model, not a curated record
ACCCCUCUUUUGUAUAACCAAUGAAUCAUCUGUUAUGAACGAAUUGUGUGAAAAAUUUACGAUCUCAUAACUUUGAUCGACGUAGUCGAGGAAAGAUCGAAUUGGUUUUCUUAAGUUUGAAGUUUAACAAAAUUUACGGUGUUAUUGAAAUAAUCAAUACGGGUGUGCGUAUUAGAGUUUUCAUUGGAAUUAUUCAUUCGAAACGUUCGAUAAAAUUCGUUCUAGUAAUAAAUAAUUAUGCCUAUUACACCAGAAUCACUGCGUAAUAUUUCGACUGGCUUAAUUUUGAUGUGUAUCAUUGGUACGGUAUUAUCGUACUAUGCGUAUAUUGUGGAAACAACAAAAGAAAAUGACGAAUCUUACGAAGCAUUGUGUGACAUUAACGAGCAUAUAAGUUGUAGCAGAGUAUUGACGUCCGAAUAUGGUAAAGGAUUUGGAUUGAUACCAAAUAAUUCUAUAUUUUACUUUCCAAACAGUUUAUAUGGCUUAGGAUUUUAUCUUUUAAUAACUGGAUUAAGUAUAUUGAACGAUCACUCUAGUGUCUUCACGAUUAUAUUUUUAGGAAUUUUAUCAAACAUUGCUUCCAUUUAUCUAGCUUAUAUUUUAUACAUAUUAAGAGAUAUCUGUAUAAUUUGCAUAAGUAGUUACAUCGUUAACGCUCUUAUCUUAAUACUAGCUUUUAAAAAGUUACGACUAUUAUCAGAAUUUAAAAAGACCAAACAAAAGGCUCAAUAA